Molecule: messenger RNA, 1158 nt
Organism: Drosophila mauritiana
Lineage: Eukaryota; Metazoa; Arthropoda; Insecta; Diptera; Drosophilidae
Product: odorant receptor 46a
Exons: 3
Coding region: 1-1158 (385 amino acids)
Biological process (GO): sensory perception of smell; detection of chemical stimulus involved in sensory perception of smell
Cellular component (GO): plasma membrane
Molecular function (GO): odorant binding; olfactory receptor activity
Source: RefSeq, a predicted model, not a curated record
AUGAGCAAAGGAGUAGAAAUAUUUUUCAAGGGCCAGAAGGCGUUCUUGAACAUAUUCUCGUUGUGGCCUCAGAAGGAACGCUGGUGGAGAAUCAUUCACCAGGUGAACUAUGUCCACGCAAUUGUGUUUUGGGUGCUGCUCUUUGAUCUCCUCUUGGUGCUCCAUGUGAUGGCUAACUUGAGCUACAUGUCCGAGGUUGUGAAAGCCAUCUUUAUCCUGGCCACCAGUGCAGGGCACACCACCAAGCUGCUGUCCAUUAGGGCAAACAAUGUGGAGAUGGAGGAGCUCUUCAGGACAUUGGAUAACGAAGAGUUUCGUCCUAGAGGCGCCAACGAAGAGUUGAUCUUUGCAGCAGCCUGUGAAGGAAGUAGGAAGCUUCGAGACUUCUAUGGAACGCUCUCGCUUGCCGCCUUGAGCAUGAUUCUCAUACCCCAGUUCGCCUUGGACUGGUCCCACCUUCCUCUCAAAACAUACAAUCCGUUUGGCGAGAAUCCCGGCUCACCUGCUUACUGGCUCCUCUACUGCUAUCAGUGCCUGGCCUUGACCGCGUCCUGCAUCACCAACAUAGGAUUCGACUCUCUCUGCUCCUCACUGUUCAUCUUCAUCAAGUGCCAGCUGGACAUUCUGGCCGUGCGACUGGACAAGAUCGGUCGGUUAAGCACUACUUCUGGCGGUACUGUGGAACAGCAACUUAAGGAAAAUAUCCGCUAUCACAUGUCCAUCGUUGAACUGUCGAAAACCGUGGAGCGUCUACUUUGCAAGCCGAUUUCGGUGCAGAUCUUCUGCUCGGUUUUGGUGCUGACUGCAAAUUUUUAUGCCAUUGCUGUGUUGUCUGACGAGAGGCUGGAGCUGUUUAAGUAUGUGACCUAUCAGGCGUGCAUGCUGAUUCAGAUUUUUAUAUUGUGCUACUAUGCCGGUGAGGUAACCCAGCGCAGCCUGGACCUUCCGCACGAGCUGUACAAGACCUCCUGGGUGGACUGGGACUACAGGAGCCGUAGGAUUGCUCUCCUCUUCAUGCAACGCCUGCAGUCGACCCUGAGGAUUAGGACAAUAAAUCCAAGUCUUGCUUUUGACCUAAUGCUGUUUAGCUCGGUGAGUUCUGUUCGCGGUUCUACCUUUUUGUGCACUGUAGCCAAUUUCCAUAAUGGGGCUCAUUAG